UUACUGUAGGUGCAAGACUGCAGUUCAUCUUGGGCCACGUUAGGCCCUCGGUCUGGACUGAAGCUCACUGACUCAGGACCCCUGAAUUUUUGACAGCACCUCAUCCACAGCCCAGGCUUUCUGCUUUGCCAUGGGUUGGCCCUGGGCCCUGCUGACAGCACUUUGGGCACUGGGGGCCGUGGGGACCACAGCACUGCGCAUUGGAGCCUUCAACGUUCAGAGCUUUGGUGACCACAAAGGGUCAGAUCCGGAUUGUUGCAGUGUUAUAGCACAGAUCCUGGCUGGCUAUGACAUCGCCCUGGUGCAGGAGGUGCGAGACCCAGACCUAAGUGCGGUGUCUUUGCUCCUGGAGCAAAUUAACAGCGUGUCCAAGCAUGAGUACAGUUUUGUGAGCAGCAAGCCACUUGGCCGUGACCAUUACAAGGAAAUGUAUCUGUUUGUCUACAGGAAAGAUGCAGUGUCAGUGGUGAGCACCUACCAGUACCCAGACCCAGAGGAUGUCUUCAGCCGGGAGCCUUUUGUGGUGAAGUUCUCAGCUCCCAGCUGUGGUGAGGCUGAUAGCGCCCCCUCCCUCCCAGACCUAUUUUCCAGGCUUUUCCUGACUCUCAAAUCCCCACUUUCCACAGCUGCCAAGGAGCUAGUGCUGAUCCCUCUGCAUGCAGCACCACACCAGGCGGUGGCAGAGAUUGAUGCCCUCUACGAUGUAUACCUUGAUGUGAUUGACAAGUGGAGCACGGAUGACAUGCUGUUUCUGGGUGACUUUAAUGCUGAUUGCAAGUAUGUGAAGGCACAUGACUGGGCAUCAAUCCGCCUGCGCAGUAGUGAGGUGUUUAAGUGGCUCAUCCCAGACAAUGCGGACACCACGGUGGGCAACUCAGACUGUGCCUAUGACCGGAUAGUAGUGAGUGGUGCCCACCUGCGCAGGAGCCUGAAGCCCCAGUCAGCCACAGUUCACAACUUUCAGGAGGAAUUUGGCCUAGAUCAGACCCAGGCUCUAGCCAUUAGCGACCAUUUUCCUGUGGAAGUGACCCUCAAGCCCCACUGACAGCCAGAAUAUGCCACCUGCAGACUCUGGCCAGGGCCAGCUGGUGUGGACA
Acomys russatus (golden spiny mouse) is the source of this 1097-nucleotide messenger RNA. RefSeq names its product deoxyribonuclease 1 like 2 (gene Dnase1l2). The record is from RefSeq and is a predicted model, not a curated record. Gene Ontology annotation, molecular function: DNA nuclease activity. Gene Ontology annotation, cellular component: nucleus. Gene Ontology annotation, biological process: DNA catabolic process. Lineage: Eukaryota; Metazoa; Chordata; Mammalia; Rodentia; Muridae.